AUGGGUCCUCCAAGCCCAAGCCACGAGUCGCUACCCUCACCUGGAUCUCAAUCGCAAUUCCAUCUCCAACAGCAACCGAGGACCCAACGGUCACGAGGCGGAUGCCAAACAUGCCGCAUUAAAAAAGUCAAAUGCGACGAGACGCGACCAAUUUGCCGACGAUGUGUCCGCCUGGAAUUGACCUGCGACUAUACGCGUCUCCCUCGCAAAAAGUACACCAGGCGCGUUAUCGCGUCCCCUGCUGCAUCGUCUCCUGCCAACCUGAUCACCAGAACAGAUGCGGCGUCAACACCUAGCGACAGUCUCAUAGGCCGUGGUGAUAAUUCGUAUCUUGGGGAGUUUGGUAGCGGAUCCUUAUCCGAUACUCAGAGUGCAGAUGUCAGUCUACCACCACUGAAUACCACUGCCGACGAUGGCCUGGCACUUGACCUCUCACCCGACUGUGCCGCCAUCCUGUCCCCUUCCGAUCACUCGGCAAUCCACUUCUUCCGAUUUGUCCUUCCAGGAAUGGUUGGCACGCGGAUAUCGAUGCACAGCGGACCUGGGCUGGUAUGGAAGUUGGCGCAGCAGAGUCCUAUGGUUCUUCACAUGGUUUGCGCCGUCAGUGGGCAAACAUGGUCUGAGAAGACGAGCGGCUCCAAGUCAGAUGCCGAAUCCAGACGAUUAAGAGCUAUCCAACACUACAGAGAUGGUUUACAGAUGCUGGCUGUAGCUACGCAGAUCCCUAGCGAGAUAACCUACCUUCCACCUGUCUUGGCUACAUUAUGGCUCAUGCUCUUGUACGAACUCAGGUUUGGGGAUGGGUGCGGUAUUGGCGUUGAUGCGCACCUGAGAGGCGCCACCUCAAUAUUAUUGGGGCGAUCGAGACUCACCACCAGCGACAGUAGUGAUCCUCGUACGUCACAGAUCAUCGAACCUGAGAAUUUCUGUCCUGUCUCUUGCAGAAUACUCGUUUGGCUCUCGCACGCGGAUGGAGGUGCUGUUCUAAAUGGGUUUGGUGGGUAUUUCAACAAUCUCCUGGGAACCUCCUCAGUAGACAUAUCAGAGACUGAAGCAGAAGGUCGCUUGCAACGUGUCAGGCAAUUGCAGAAGCGAUCUGUCCUUGCCAACUACGACCUAUGGGGAAGAUCAUAUCCCCAGACUGAGCUACUGGAGGACAUGCAGUGUAGUGACCUAUCAUGUUUCGACGCCGAGUGUGCUCAGCUGAAGUUCAUGGUCGGGUCUUUAGCAGCAGCUGAGCAUCGCGACAACGUCCCCCACGGUUCGUGGAGACAGUCUGUCGCGGGUGCCAUUCGCAACGUCAGAUCCAGGUUUAUCGAGAUCAAGGAGAGUCAGGUCUAA
Messenger RNA from Fusarium musae, 1341 nucleotides. RefSeq lists its product as uncharacterized. Gene Ontology annotation, molecular function: DNA-binding transcription factor activity, RNA polymerase II-specific; zinc ion binding; transcription cis-regulatory region binding. The transcript is spliced from 2 exons. NCBI's taxonomy places the organism in Eukaryota, Fungi, Ascomycota, Sordariomycetes, Hypocreales, Nectriaceae. Gene Ontology annotation, cellular component: nucleus. The record is from RefSeq and is a predicted model, not a curated record. Gene Ontology annotation, biological process: positive regulation of transcription by RNA polymerase II. The coding region runs from base 1 to 1341 and encodes 446 amino acids.